UGGCUCCCAACAUUUUGUAACCCACAGACCCCCUUCUCUGGCUCAUAUUGAACAAAGGGCGGCGCUCUACUUUUGCCUGCCCUCACUUUAUACUCCUCCGGUCAACGUAACUCACACACAGAGCCCGUGGCCGCGAUGACUGGCGCUCACUCUCCGCUGGAAUGAUCUGAUCUGACGGCUGCGGAGAGUCAGCGGUGCUCUGUGAAAGUCAUGGCCGCUCAGUGUGAACCCUUAAGCGGAUAUUUACAGCAAUCUGAUCCAGGCUCCAACAGCGAGCGCAGCACUGAUUCCCCUUUGCCAGUGUCUGAAGAUGACUCCAGCGGACCCACGGCACCUCCGGACCCCGAGUGGACCGAGGAGAGGUUUCGAGUGGACCGGAAAAAACUGGAGAUCAUGUUAUUAGCUGCCACGGAGGGGCGAGUCAACGGAGGUGAGGACUUCUUUCAAAAGGUUAUGGAGGAGACAGAUACUCAGAUUGCAUGGCCUUCCAAACUAAAGAUCGGUGCCAAAUCAAAGAAAGAUCCACACAUCAAAGUUAGUGGUAAGAGGGACAAUGUGAAGGAAGCCAAGGAGAAGAUCAUGUCUGUCCUGGACACAAAGAGCAACCGAGUGACUCUAAAGAUGGACGUCUCGCACACAGAGCAUUCACAUGUCAUCGGCAAAGGGGGAAACAAUAUCAAGAAGGUGAUGGAGGACACGGGCUGUCACAUCCACUUCCCCGAUUCCAACCGCAACAACCAGGCUGAGAAGAGCAACCAGGUGUCCAUAGCCGGCCAGCCAGGAGGAGUGGAGGCCGCCAGAGCCCGAAUUCGGGAGUUACUCCCGCUGGUGUUGAUGUUCGAGCUGCCAGUCAUAGUACAGCUGAACCCUGACCCCAGCUCUCCUGCCAUCCAGCACAUCUCCCAGACAUACAACAUCUCCGUGGCCUUCAAACAGAGGUCCAGACUCUAUGGAGCGACAGGAGUAGUGCGGGGCUCACAGAAUAAUGCUGCAGCCGUGAAGAGGGGCACAGCGGUGUUACUAGAGCACCUUGCGGGCAACCUGGCCAGCGCCAUCACGGUCAGCACGCAGCUUGACAUCGCACCCCAGCACCACCUCUUCAUGAUGGGCCGCAACGGCAGCAACAUCAAGCACAUCAUGCAGCGCACAGGAGCCCAGGUCCACUUCCCAGACCCCAACUGCCCGCAGAAGAAAUCCACUGUCUACGUGCAGGGAACCAUUGACUCUGUGUGUCUGGCCCGUCAGUACCUGAUGGGCUGCCUGCCACUGGUGCUGAUGUUCGAUAUCAAAGAGGAUAUUGAGGUGGAACCACAGUGCAUUACUUCCCUAAUGGAACAGCUUGAUGUGUUCAUUAGCGUCAAACCAAAACCCAAGCAACCUAGCAAGUCAGUGAUAGUGAAGAGUGUGGAGAGGAACGCUCUGAACAUGUAUGAGGCCAGACGCUAUCUGCUGGGUUUGGAGAGCAGCGGCGUAUCAGUCCCCACCAACACCAGCUGCAUCACCAGCAGUAAUGGCGGCAGUCCUCCGUCCAUCCCUCCCCCACCUCCAGCUCUCAGCUGCCCCGUGGGGCUUGACAUCUUGGCCUCUGCCGGCCUCGGCCUCACCAGCCUGGGUCUUCUGGGACCUACAACAGCCUCCAUGACAGGACACUCCACCAACUCCCUUCUCAAUGCUCUCAACAGCUCCAUCAGCCCAUUACAUACACCCACCUCUGGAACGCCCAGCCCCACUCUCUGGUCCAACUCACUGGCCAGUCCAGCCAGCACACCAGGAUUCUCGUCGCCCUUGAUGAUUCACCCAGCCACCCAGGCCACUCUAACUAGCAUCUUGCUGUCAGGAGUACCAGGCUACACCCAGAACACUCCAUCCCCUCCUCCUGGUCUUGCCCCAAUUGACGCACAAAUCAACGGAGUGUCAGACUGCAGUAAAGCUGUGUCCCCUCUCAGUAGCAAACAGCCCAGCACCAUGUACAGCAGAAUGUCUGCAGCGUCUCUCACAGACAAAGUUCUGACCGCAGCUCAUGGUGACUCAGUGCAGGAAGCCAGCCCUCACUGUCCUUCUGAACCGCUGUCCAGCAAGUCCAGCCAAGACCAAGGUUCGGAUACGUUCGUAGAGGUGGGCAUGCCCCGAAGCCCUUCUCACUCGGGAAACAGCAAUGAACUGAAGCAGAUGUUGGCAUCCUGUAAGACAUCGUCAGGAAAGAGGCAAGCCCUGGAGCUCCUACAGGGCACCAAGAACUCCCUCCUACAUUCAGAGUGUCUGCUGUCAGACUCUGACUCCAGCGCCUCAGAGAGUCCGGUGGCUGAUAAACGCGCUCCGGGUAGCGAGAGAGCAGCCGAACGGGCCGCUCAGCAGAACUCGGACAGAAUCCGCCUUCCUCCCCAGUCCUCCUUCUCCAGUAUGCAGGCGUUCGACUACGAGCAAAAGAAGUUAUUGGCGACCAAAGCCAUGUUAAAGAAGCCAGUGGUGACGGAGGUCCGUACCCCCACUAACACAUGGAGCGGUCUGGGCUUCUCAAAGUCUAUGCCUGCAGAAACUAUUAAGGAGUUGCGCAGGGCGAACCAUGUGUCUUAUAAACCUACCAUGUCAACUACAUAUGAGGGGUCUCCUCUAGCCUUGUCCCGCUCCAACAGUAGAGAGGGCAUGGCGAGUGGCAGCGACUCGGAUAACUGGAGGGAAAGAAAUGGGAGCGGGCUCCCGGCACACAGCGACUUCCCCUCUCCCAUCAGCCCCAAAAGGAAGCAGAACAAAACAGAGCACUACCUAAGCAGCAGCAACUACAUGGACUGCAUCUCGUCAGUGACGGGAACUAACGGCUGUAAUCUCAACACGUCUUUCAAAGGAUCUGAUCUGCCUGAGCUCUUCAGUAAACUUGGCCUCGGGAAGUAUACAGACGUCUUCCAACAGCAGGAGAUUGACCUUCAGACAUUCCUCACGCUGACCGAUCAAGACCUGAAAGAGCUCGGCAUCACUACAUUCGGAGCCCGCAGGAAAAUGCUGUUGGCCAUCUCAGAGCUGAACAAGAACCGAAGGAAGCUCUUUGAGCCGCCGAACAUCCGCUCCUCGUUCCUGGAAGGAGGCGCCAGCGGUCGACUGCCACGACAGUUCCACACAGACAUUGCCAGUGUAAGCGGGCGCUGGUGAGCCCAUGCCAAUGCAUCAACACACGGCCUGAACUGCACAAUUUCCCAUUCCCAACCUGACAUAAAGUACUGGACCAAAACCCGGACCUUCUGAAACUGUGCCAAAUAAACAAUGUCCAUGGAACAGAGGUUAAGGGUCAAAGAACUGUUGAAUAUUAUAUGCAGUAUGGUACAUUAUGCAAUAUGGUACUCAUGUUACAAUGAAGGAAAUGUUGUGAAGGAACAUUGGAGCUCCUGCACUGUGCUUGUAUAUAGUGCAGGCAGACUUUUAUUUAUAUGCUUGUCUUAGGCUUCGCCAUACUAAUUCUUUGCACUUUAAAAAAUGCUAAAUACUUUGUCUAUGGACAGAUUCGCCUGACUAGAUGCGCUUGGAUCUUACUUAAAGCACUUAAAUGGAUAUCAAGCCAAAGUGUUCUGCACAAAUUAUCCAUAAGGGGAUCUUAUCUCAUAUCUCAUAUAUAUAUAUAUAUAUAUAUAUAUAUAUAUAUAUAUAUAUAUAUAUAUAUAUAUGAUUUCUGAACCUAUAAGUUGUUUACUCUUAAAGGGAUGGUUCACAGAAAAGGGAAAAUUAUGCCAUCAUUUCCAGUAUGGCUUUCAUUCUUCUAUAAGAACACAAAAGAAGAUAUUUUUAAGAAUGUUUCAGCUGUUUUUGGCCAUACAAUGAUAGUCAAUAGAGUACAUUAGUGCCCCUCACUUUUUUAACAGUAUUUUUUAAAUUCAUUUUUGCCAUAGGGAUUUUAAAAGUCUUCACUAAAGAUUUAUACGCCAUUACCCUGACGGCAACGUAGUGUCGGCCCAGAUCCGGCCCAUAUCCGGUUCAUGUGUAAUCCACAUGUACCAGAUGUGGGCCGGAUCUGGGCCGCAUUAUGUUGCUGUCUGAGUCGCUAAACCAACCAGCUACAAGGUGAAUCACACCAUUACAAACUUUGAUUUGAAACCAAACAGUAUUUGAAAAUUGGCCAAAAAGACAAAGGUACAAAUCUAAAACUACAAUAUGAAGCAUUGCGAAUGACAAUCUAAUUAAAAACACUGUUGAAAUAUAAAACUAUUAAUUUAAUGUUGUUGAUUAUAUUUAUAGAAACCAUAUAUUUUAAGUUUAUUGCAAAAUAUGUACAUAUAUACAAACAUUUAAUUAUUUUUGGGAGAGGUGAUCUUUUAGCAUGAUUUUCUUGUAGCGACUCUGAUUGGUGGACUUUUCUUCGCAGUAUCAUGGGUAAUGUAGUUCCAUGAAAAUUGUCUAAUAAUGCAAACAGAUGCUUCAACAAAAGCAUCGAUUAACAACCUUGGAGCUCACAAUAAGUCUAUCUUUAACAAUUUAUCAAAAAAAUGACUUGUGUUACUUCAAAAUUUACUACUGGAACCCAACUGUUUCACUCUAUGGGCUCCAAUACAACUUUAGACCUUCAUUGUAUGGACAAAAUAUCUUCUUUUGUGUUUCUACAGAAGAAAGAAGUCAUGGAGAAUUUUAAUUUUUGAUGAGCUAUCCCUUUAGCUGUUGGUUUUAGAGGUUGGGAGUCGGCCUGUCAGUAGUAGCUCUCUCAAUAGUGCCUCUCUUUAGCCACUGACAGAAGUGCAAAUUACACCAGCUCUGUUUCAACCACCUUCCUGAACACCACAGACCACAAGUCUUCACUGACCGCACUUGGAAUUCUUGUCAGAGCUGACCAUGGCUUAAUCUAAGGCUUUUCUCCUGCACGCGACCAAAGUCUGUGCUGCUUUUCUUGACCUCUAGACUUCCUACAUCGUCUAAAGCGGCUUGUUUACUUCUAUCUUCUCUCACCAUUGUUACGUUAUCCCGAUGCGCUCGUUGUAUUCUCGCAUUCUUCGGAUAUUUCCAAAGCACGUCUUUCAAUUCUGACUAUAUCUAAAGCUGUGAAUGUUGCCAGAUGUUCUCCGAAGGAUUGAUACCACCAAGUGCCUUUUGUCUUGCACUGACAACUUUUCCAAAGUAAUCGAAGACUAUCGAUCUCUCAAAGGUACAAAUGUUUUACUGGGAAGUACCACUUACAGUAAUCUCACAGUGCAUUGCUUUACCUUUACAUGUACGGUAUAUAUUUAGUACUUCCAUUUAGCUCUUAAGUACAUUGAAUUUGUACCUCACAUGUGAUAGAGGUACUAUUUAAGUUUGUAUUUUGUGUAUUGUCUUAUUAUGAUUGUUCAUAGACUUUUUGUUAUGUAGUUUGCUUUGAUCAUUUUCAGACAGUAGCAAUCAACCAAUCAAACAAUUUGUGUAAUGGUUUGUGAUGUUUGUUUAAUCAAAUUGAGACUGACAAAUGAGUGAAACAAUAGCUCUCUGUGUAGCCUAAAAAUAUUAUUAGUAAUAAUAAAAUGCAACAGACUAUGCAAAGAAUCACUUUGCCAUUUUAGGUUUAAAUGUUUCUGUUUAAGCACAUACGCUUUUGUGGUUUACUGGUUGUUCCUUGUUUUUGUUUUUGUUUUAAAGCGAAUUAAUUUUAUAGACUUUGUUUUCCAUAAAUUGCUACUUUGAUAUAUCUUAGAUUAGUGCCUUUUAUAUGCAUCAAAUGCUACUUUAGUGAGAGACCGAUUGUAAUUCAUUUGUAGAAUUGUUUUGUUCUCUCCCUAAGAGGGAAAAAUAAGGGACGUCUUAAUAUUCUGACAUGGCCUUCACGUGGCCAGCACAUUUUUGAGUUUCUUUGACCAAAGUUAAAUGCGUAACCUCUGGGUUAUGAGGUUACAUACAUCACGAGUGCACAAAUGUACAGAGCAGUGAAGCACAUCAACCAGUAUUAUUCUUCCAAAUGUACGUUUAGUUGGCCAGUGCCUUGGGAUUGACUUUUCUGUGAGCUUGGCACAGAUUUUGUAAUAUACUCCAUUGUAAUGUUCUAUGAUGAUGGUCAUAAAUUUGUAUAAUUGCCAUAAAUGUGGUAUUGCUGAAUGUUCUUUAGUUGAAGGUGUUCUUUAGUUGAAGGUGUUAUGAAAGAAUAAAGCUUUUCCAUUUUAUGUUCCA
Molecule: messenger RNA, 6111 nt
Organism: Megalobrama amblycephala (Wuchang bream)
Lineage: Eukaryota; Metazoa; Chordata; Actinopteri; Cypriniformes; Xenocyprididae
Gene: bicc1b
Product: BicC family RNA binding protein 1b
Exons: 21
Coding region: 211-3144 (977 amino acids)
Cellular component (GO): cytoplasm
Molecular function (GO): RNA binding; protein binding
Source: RefSeq, a predicted model, not a curated record